Molecule: messenger RNA, 2178 nt
Organism: Numida meleagris (helmeted guineafowl)
Lineage: Eukaryota; Metazoa; Chordata; Aves; Galliformes; Numididae
Gene: WDR89
Product: WD repeat domain 89
Exons: 3
Coding region: 98-1267 (389 amino acids)
Molecular function (GO): protein binding
Source: RefSeq, a predicted model, not a curated record
GGCGGCCGGGGCGGGUUGUUGGGGCGGGGCUUGUAGCGGGCGGGGCGCACGAGGCGCCGGGCUGAGACUCCUGGCAACUUCGAGAACAGCGUUUGAGAUGUCUGCAGUUGAGAAGAUUGAGGAGCAGUUUGCCAGCCUGCGCAUAGCAAAGCGUUCUGUGCUGAGUGAGGAACCCGCUUACCUGCUGGAUGUAGAUGUCUCUGGGGCUGCUCAAUCUGAAAGCAGUCGCUUUGUGGCGGUUUCGUGUUCCAAUAAGUCAGUUAGGGUCUAUAACAGGGAAACACUGAGCUUCCUGCGGGAGUACAGUAGCUGUCCUGGGACACUUAAUGGCGUCAGAUUUGCACGUGCAUGUGACAGCUUGGUGUUUUCUGCGUGCACUGAUGGUACAGUAAAAUGCUGGGAUAUUCGUUUAGCAACUCAGAAAGCUGCUCAGGUAUUUAGCGGCUAUCCUUCCAACGUGUUUAUCAGUUUUGAUAUCAAUUGCAGUGACCUCAUAAUUUGUGCUGGAACAGAAAAAGUAGAAGCGGAUACAUUCCUGGUGUUCUGGGAUGCAAGAGGCAGCACAGACUGUGCCAGCACAGCUAGAGAACCGCUGGGAGUGUACUCUGAAAGUCACAAUGAUGAUGUCACUAAAAUUUGUUUUCAUCCUGUCAAACCCAGUGUGGUCGUUUCUGGCUCGACGGAUGGCUUGGUGAACGUGUUUGACAUUAACAAGGACAACGAAGACGAUGCUUUGAUAUCAACCUGUAAUUCAGAUUCCUCAGUAAGUUUUAUUGGCUGGUCCGGGAAAGAUUGUGAGCAGAUCUACUGCACAACUCACGACGAGGGGUUUUGUUGGUGGGACCUUGCUCAGUUAGAUACCGAAGAACCAAUAAUGCUAUUGCGUGUUCUGGACGCCAGAGACGCAGUCUGCAUUGAAAAUGGCAGCUUAAAUUACCUGGUAGGAGGCAUGUACCACGAAAAGGCAGACAAACUCUUUCUGAUUGGAGGGACGGCAACGGGAGACGUUCACCUGCUAAGCUGCAGCGCUGCUGGGCUGAGCCUGGUGGGUACCCUUCCUGGGGGACACUCUGCCACUGUUCGCUCUUUCUGCUGGGACCCGGCAGAGGAGUCGCUGCUGACGGGAGGAGAGGAUGCCCAGCUGUUGCUGUGGAGGCCCGGAGCCGUGGAACGCUCCCUGGCAAAGAAGACGUCCAUGAAGAUUGCUUCUUCAGUGCAGAAGAGAGUGAGAGUUCACAACAGCUCCCUCAAAAGCAGGAAGAAGUAAAAUUCUGGGAAUGGGAGCCUGCUCCGUGGAGUUUUUCUGUUUGUUUUAUUCUUCCAGGCAAUGCUUGGCUGCUGCUUUAUUUGGAGGUGUUGUGUGGAAAGAACUGCGAUCCUUGAAUUCUGUUUGGGAACGGACAUCAGUCAUCAGAUGAGUGCCUUUUUUAAAAAAAAAAAAAGUUGCUAAUAUUAAUCUGAAAAGAGUAAAUGUUUGCUCACUGGUUCAUGAAGAAUCCAUCUUCAAUCAUUUUUUAUAAAAAUACUUUUUAUGGUUGUUUAAUGUCUCAGCCAACAUUUUAAUGCAUAAUAUAGGCCUGUGACUUGCAUAAUUUGUUACUUUCCCAGUGAAUUUCCCUGGCAUGUUUUAAAAGCUUUUGUACUUCAAGCUGUGUUUUUCUUUCUUUACAGGGAACUUAAUGAAAUUGCUCAAUAUAUUAAAAGAUUUUAUGUCACUUCUUAAUGCUUGAGGGAAUUACUUCUUAAUGAAACAGAAAAGAAGUACUCUUUUUGCAUUGUCAUGUUGCUGGUUUAUCACAAGCUCGUAAAGCAGCACUUGAUAGAGUCAUAUUUUUUUAUAGUGAAGAUAUGAAUGUAUUCAACCAAACGGGAAUGCGCUAUUCCACACAGCUAAUGUUGUAGCUGGAUGAGAAGUGUUAAAACAGGCAUUACUUAGGGCAUGUUUGCUGCAUGGGAACGCCCGGAGGAUUCUCGGGCAGCUUCGUUCUUUGCUGGUAGAAUCCAGCCCGUGCGUGCUGCCCGCUAUGCUUGAGGCUUGCUCCCUCUGUCUGUCUUCAGAGACGUGUCAGGACCGUACCCCAUACCGAGGGGGGCAUUUCAGUAGGGUGUAGGAUUUCCCCCUCACUUUGGGGAAGCGGCAGGAAUUGUUUGACCAAUCUAAAUAAAGCUGCACAUUUA